GCGCACUCCCAUUUUCGGCCAAAUGAGAACGGUCGGCUGCCUCUGUCGCCCAUCCUUGAUCCGCGCAGACAGAUCGUCCAGCGGACCACCGCCAUCAUCAGGCCCUGCAUACCAGCAUGUCUCUUUGGGUCGACAAGUACAGACCGGUGUCGCUGGACAAGCUGAGCUACCACGAAGCCCUCACGGCACAGCUCAAAAGUCUGGCGGCUUCGGGAGACUUUCCACAUCUGUUGGUAUAUGGUCCUUCUGGAGCGGGCAAGAAGACCCGCAUCGUGGCUGUGCUGAGAGAGCUCUACGGACCCGGUGUUGAGAAGCUCAAGAUCGACGUCCGCAACUUUGCAACUCCCUCUGGACGCAAGCUGGAAAUCAACUUGAUUGCGAGCAACUACCACAUCGAGAUCACCCCCAGCGACGUCGGCAUGUACGAUCGGAUCGUAAUCCAGGACCUGAUCAAGGAGGUAGCGCAGACCCAGCAAGUGGACUCGAGCGCCAAGAGAAAGUUCAAAGUGGUCAUCAUCAACGAGGCCGACACGCUGACCCGAGAAGCCCAGGCCGGCCUGAGACGCACCAUGGAAAAGUACAUGGCCAACCUCAGGGUGAUUUUGUGCUGCAACUCGACCUCCAAGAUCAUUCCGCCGAUCCGAAGUCGCUGUCUACUUGUCCGAGUCGCGGCUCCGAGCAACGAUGCCGUCAUGUCGAUUCUGCAGCAGGUCGCUCUCAAAGAAGGCGUCGAUCUGCCGCAUUCCUUUGCCAACAGGAUAGCCGAGGAGUCGGGCGGCAAUCUUCGCAAAGCGCUUCUGAUGCUGGAAACGGCUCGGGUUGCGAGUUAUCCAUUCACAGAGCGAUCGGAGGUGCUGAAGACCGACUGGGAGUCGUUUAUCCAAGAGCUGGCUCACUCGAUUCUCCAGGAGCAGUCGCCCGCCAGACUCAUGGCGGUGCGGAGCAAGCUCUAUGAUCUGCUGGCACACUGCAUCCCGGCCGAGAUUGUUCUCAAGAAUCUUGCCUUCCAGCUGCUACACAACGUGAGCGAAGAACUGAAGCCCGGAAUCGCCAAGGCUGCUGCAGAAUAUGAACACCGCAUCCAACUCGGCAACAAGCCCAUAUUCCAUCUGGAGGCGUUUGUUGCCAAGUUCAUGAGUAUCUACAAGGGCUAUCUGCUUGAGAUUGGCGCGUGAGCCAGCCAAAGCACAGACCGAGCGAAGAGCACGGAUCGGGCACAUCAUUCCAGCAACGAAAUGCAAUGCCAGGGUUGUGCAAUCUCGAAG
Polychytrium aggregatum is the source of this 1265-nucleotide messenger RNA. Its product is annotated as P-loop containing nucleoside triphosphate hydrolase protein. The record is from RefSeq and is a predicted model, not a curated record. NCBI's taxonomy places the organism in Eukaryota, Fungi, Chytridiomycota, Chytridiomycetes, Polychytriales. The transcript has 8 exons. Bases 117 to 1175 code for a protein of 352 amino acids. Gene Ontology annotation, molecular function: DNA binding; ATP hydrolysis activity; DNA clamp loader activity. Gene Ontology annotation, biological process: DNA-templated DNA replication; DNA repair. Gene Ontology annotation, cellular component: Ctf18 RFC-like complex; Rad17 RFC-like complex; Elg1 RFC-like complex.